AUGUCACACUUACAAAACCUCGAAGACAAAAUUCAACACACUUUCACUUCCGGUCAACCCGGUACCACCGGUCGAGAACCAUUUGAAGAAGACCGAGGUGAAGGAAACCCAUUCCACCGAGAGCACACUCACGGUAACCACGGAAUAAAAGGUGCCAGCGGAACUGGACAUCAUGAAAUCGGUACGGGAAGUGAUUUGAUUGGUAAAUCAUCGACUGGAACAGGAAAUGAGAGAGAUAUCAACUCUGGUGAAGGUUUGAGAUCUCAUGAACAGAACCCUUCAAGAGUCGGUGAGACUGGUUUCGGUUCUGGAACCGGCUCUGGACUUACUGGUACUGGAUCCCACCACCACCACACCGGUGCCGGUGCUGGGGCAGCUGGUGCAGCAGGAGCUGGAAUUGCUGGCGCAGAAUACGAAGCCAAUAAACAUCCUGGAUCUCACGGAUCUCAUCACACUGGAACUGGAACUGGAUCAGGGUUGACCGGUACUUCAGGAGUAGGAACUUAUGAGAACAGAGGUGUAGAUUACCCAACUUCAGGAUCUGGAUUAGGAUCAGGUGGGACCGCUGGUGGAGCCGGUAUCUCAGCUGGUACCCAUGCCUUAGGUCAAGGACAAGGACAAGGACACCACCACGGUACCGGAUCUGAUCUCACUACCCACCAACAUGGUUCUGGUUUGACCGGUUCUCACACUGGUGGUGCCACCGACCGAGUUGGUAACGUUGGACAAGACUCGGCUCUCUACGAACGAACUGGUGCUGGUGGACCUGUUACCUCCGGUGCAGCAGGUACCGACCGAUUUGACUCCGACAGACACCACGGUUCGGGAGUAACUGGCUCGGACGUGCCCACUGGAUCCGAAGGUACCGGUGAACACGGUGCUGGAAACCUUUCUAGAACCAGCGGUGCUGGUGGUGUUCUCGGUACAUCCGACAAAGACUUCGUAGGACGAGAUCGAAAAGCCGGUGCUGGUGGAGUCCUUGGUGCUUAUGCCGAUGACAACGGACCAUUCAAGGGUAACACCUCUGGACCAGGUGGUAACACCGCUCUCACCGGUAGAGAAGGUACCAACCCAUCAGAGGACAACCCAGUUGCUAGAGCUAAAUCGGCAGGUCAAGAGAUCGGUUCUAAACCUGAAGGAACCUCUUCUCACCCCGGUGUAGCUCACGGUGUCACCAACCAAUUAGAAGGUAAAGAAGGUCAAGAAGGUACUUCCGUAUCUCAAGAACACGGAGAGAAGAAGGGUUUGUUACAAAUGAUUAAAGAUGCCAUCUAA
Messenger RNA from Kwoniella botswanensis, 1275 nucleotides. RefSeq lists its product as uncharacterized. The transcript is spliced from 4 exons. The coding region runs from base 1 to 1275 and encodes 424 amino acids. NCBI's taxonomy places the organism in Eukaryota, Fungi, Basidiomycota, Tremellomycetes, Tremellales, Cryptococcaceae. The record is from RefSeq and is a predicted model, not a curated record.